AUGGACAGCACAUUCGAAGCUUUCACCGGGGAACAAUGGCACUUCCAUCCUCCAUCUGCAGGCAGGGGCUAUGUUGGCCAAUUGGCUCAAUGGGCUCAUGUUUCCGGGCUCAAAUUCACCCUCAAUUAUCGUAAAAUUGGUCAUGAUGAUUCACCAUGUUGGAUUGCCCAGCCCGUACUGGAAGGCGAAUAUCUCGGACACAAGUACUUCGGAUAUGGAGGAAACAAAAAGGAGGCCAAGGAAGGUGCUUGUCGUAAGAUGGCGAUGUCCGGCCAUUGUGUGCGCGGCAUUGGACGCUCGUCUUCCUAG
Rhizoctonia solani is the source of this 309-nucleotide messenger RNA. RefSeq lists its product as uncharacterized. NCBI's taxonomy places the organism in Eukaryota, Fungi, Basidiomycota, Agaricomycetes, Cantharellales, Ceratobasidiaceae. The transcript has 3 exons. The record is from RefSeq and is a predicted model, not a curated record. The coding region runs from base 1 to 309 and encodes 102 amino acids.